Molecule: messenger RNA, 1349 nt
Organism: Drosophila takahashii
Lineage: Eukaryota; Metazoa; Arthropoda; Insecta; Diptera; Drosophilidae
Product: glycoprotein-N-acetylgalactosamine 3-beta-galactosyltransferase 1
Cellular component (GO): membrane
Molecular function (GO): N-acetylgalactosaminide beta-1,3-galactosyltransferase activity
Source: RefSeq, a predicted model, not a curated record
AAUCGAACGUCGCGGAGAACACAACGCUAUAGCGCAGAAUGACGGCCAAGAUUAAGUUGCGGUCUCAGCUGCAUCUGCUGACGGGUUUCAUGGCGGGAUUCAUCUUGGCCUUCGUGCUGCUCCUCUAUGUCUACGAUGUGAGCCGGGUGACGCCUUGUUGGAGCAGUUCCUCUACCAUGUCCACGGUAAUGGGCAGGGCUGAAGAUCUAUCGACCGCGCCGCGAAUACUUUGCAUGGUGCUCACCUGUCCGGAAAACGUGGAGAACUUGGCCCGGGCGGUUCACGAUACGUGGGGCCAGCGGUGCAGCCAACUGAUCUUCGCCAGCAGCGAGGACUACGAGCCACUGGGUGUGGUCAGGGUGGUCGAUCCCAGUAAUGGUGGCUACGAGGAUCUGUGGAACAAAACCAGAGAGGGAUUCCGCUACGUUUGGGAGCACUACGGUCGCGAUUUCGAUUGGUUCCUCAAGGCGGACGAUGAUACAUAUGUGGUCAUGGAGAAUCUACAGCACCUGCUUAGCGGCUUCGAUCCGGAUACACCCGUAUAUUUUGGCUACAAGAUGUCACGAUAUAAUGUGAGUUAUAUGUCUGGCGGUGCUUCGUACAUUCUGAGUCGUCAGGCACUCCAUCGAUUUGUGCAAAAAGCAUAUGGAUCUGAGGUGAUUUGUCCACAGCCAAAAAAGAUGGGCAUCGAGGACUUUUACAUGGGCGUGUGUCUGCAGAAUGUGGGUGUCCAUUUUGUUGACUCAUCACAGUCUUUGGAUGGGGAUACGAAACCAAAGUUUAUGCCUCUGGAUCUUGAGAACUAUAUGUCGGAUGCGAAUUACACUAUUCCGGACUGGUUGCGCCUAAUGAGUUUCUCUCAAGUUGAAACUGGCUUGAGAUGUUGCUCCAACUAUUCUGUGGCUUUUCAUUAUGCCAGUCGCGAACGAAUGCUCCUCUACGAGUUUCUAAUCUAUCACCUCAAAGUGUUUAGUGCUAACCAGAUUUUCGAAAGAAAUCAUAGGAGUCGAUUAAGCUUAUCGGAUUUAAUGGAGCGAUUUCCCCUAGAAGAUAACUCCAAUAUAAAAGACUUGAUACAAAUGUCUGAGAAACCAGAUAAUUUUUAGUUAGUUGUAUAAAUAAAUGUGAUAUGAAUUAAUGAAUAUAAAUAUGGUAUUAAAUAAGCUUGUAAUUAUACCGUGUUCAAUAUGGUCUAUAUUGCGUAUUUCGUAUGUAAACAUUAAAUCAUUUUAGAUUUAUUUUUUUUUGUAAAGUCAAGAACCUGGAGAAUCAGAUACAAAAUAAACGUCCGAAAUAUAUUUAAUUUAAUGUUCUAUCCCAGAGAUACAGAAUUUUUAUAAGUAAAAACA